AUGGCGGAUGAAAUGACUUUAACUGAAAAUGGGACGCCAAGUCCAGUCACACAAGAAUUGGACGACCUAUCAAAUAUCUCCGACCCAGUAUCAAUCAAACGCCAAAGUUCGUUUGUAUGCAUAUCUCCACAAGACAUCAAGAUCUCGCCACUUCUCUGCAAAUAUCUUGACUACGAACGAAGAAAUUAUGAGUCGACAUCAUUUUUACCGCCCCACGAAAAGGAAGAUGUGGAUAUACUCGAAGGCCAACUGGAAUAG
Molecule: messenger RNA, 258 nt
Organism: Sclerotinia sclerotiorum 1980 UF-70
Lineage: Eukaryota; Fungi; Ascomycota; Leotiomycetes; Helotiales; Sclerotiniaceae
Exons: 2
Coding region: 1-258 (85 amino acids)
Source: RefSeq, a predicted model, not a curated record